Tilletiaria anomala UBC 951 is the source of this 1557-nucleotide messenger RNA. RefSeq names its product acyl-CoA dehydrogenase/oxidase C-terminal. Gene Ontology annotation, molecular function: oxidoreductase activity, acting on the CH-CH group of donors. NCBI's taxonomy places the organism in Eukaryota, Fungi, Basidiomycota, Exobasidiomycetes, Georgefischeriales, Tilletiariaceae. The annotation marks the transcript as partial. The record is from RefSeq and is a predicted model, not a curated record. The transcript has 2 exons.
AUGAAGGUCGAGCAGGGCUUCCAGCAGCGCCCCUUCGAUCUCGGUGACCCCUGGUCCCGCGACCCGGCCUUUCGCGCCGUCGUGCGCCGUCUGCUCGCACCGGCACCGCCAGCGCUGUCCGCCCAGCACAUCUCGCAGCGCCUCAGCGCAUUCUCCCUCCGUGUUGCCACACAGGCACGCCCCUGGUCCCACCCGGGCCGCUGUGCAGACCCCGUGUUGGUCAACUGUGACAACUGGGGGCGCAGGAUCGACCGUCUCGAGACCAGCGAAGGCUGGCGCAGGCUCACGCAGUGGAGCGUCUCCAACGGUCUCAUCGGCGAGGCCUACGGCCCUAAGGGUCAGGAGCAGUACCUCUGCAGGAAAGAGUACGACAGCGCCGGUGGUAGGGAAGCCCUCGGUGGAUACGCCCGUCUGUACGCAUUUGCACGUACCUACCUUUUCGCGCCCGACUCACGCGUCAACGUAUGCCCGACAUCCAUGCAGGAUGGCGCCGUACGCACGCUCGAGCUGUACGGCACGGACGAGCAGCAAGCCACAUACCUGCCCCGCUUGCUGUCGCGCGACGUCGAAACCGUCUGGAUCGCUGGGCAGUGGAUGACCGAAAAACCCGGCGGCUCCGACGUCGCGCAGACCGAGACGAGGGCGACGCGUCUGGAGAGCCUGGCCAGCGCCUCUUCAGCGACGACGGCAGCCCCCAUGCAGCCUGGCAAGCCGGGCGACCUCUACCUCCUCGACGGCUUCAAAUGGUUCUCCAGCUGUCCGGACGGCAACAUGGCGCUCGCGCUUGCGCGCACCUCGUCGUCCGCCUCAGGCGCCGGCUCCGCGGGCCUGUCUCUCUUCCUCCUCCCGCUGCGCAAGUCCGCCCGCCGCCCGAUCCCUGCGCACCUGCAGCGCUUUGUGCCGGACAACAACCCGCACAACGACUACAACGGCAUCCGCAUGCAUCGCCUAAAGAAGAAGCUCGGCACUGAGCUCGUCCCGACCGCUGAGCUCGAGCUCGAUGGCGCCAUCGGCGAACUGAUCGGCCAUGAGGGCCGCGGCGUCUUCUACAUUGCCUCGGUGCUUAACCUGACGCGCCUCUACUCGGCCUCGGGCACGUGCGCCGCCAUCAGCUACGCGCUCAACAUCGCCACCGACUACGCCGGCCGGCGUCGCGUCAACGCGACGCACGACGCACCGCGCGGAACACUGCUUAGCGAAGUACCCAUGCACGUCGAGCGUCUCGCCCGCGUCAACGUCACGCACCGUGCGCUGCUGCAACUCGUCUUUGGCACCAUCGCGCUGCUCUCCCUCUCCGAGGCCCGCCGCGCGACGCCGGAGCAGGAUGUCCUUCUGCGCCUCCUCACGCCCAUCGCCAAAGCGUUCAGCGCUCUGCGCGCCACCGAGUGCUACGUGCAAUGCAUCGAGGCGCUAGGCGGCCAGGGCUACAUGCAAGAGUCCGGCCUCGGCGACGUCCUCAAGAGCGCCACCGUCGAGCGCGUCUGGGAGGGCACGCCAAGCGUGCUCAGCCACGACGUCAAGCGCGUCCUCGUCAAGAGCAAGGGACUCGCGCUCGUC